This is a messenger RNA of Gavialis gangeticus (Gharial), 1384 nucleotides long. RefSeq names its product ubiquitin like modifier activating enzyme 5 (gene UBA5). Gene Ontology annotation, biological process: protein ufmylation. The transcript has 12 exons. The record is from RefSeq and is a predicted model, not a curated record. Gene Ontology annotation, molecular function: UFM1 activating enzyme activity. Bases 90 to 1277 code for a protein of 395 amino acids. Gene Ontology annotation, cellular component: cytosol; cytoplasm. NCBI's taxonomy places the organism in Eukaryota, Metazoa, Chordata, Crocodylia, Gavialidae.
CUGGGGGGCGUACCCGGGGCGGUGUAAGCUGCGGUUGUAGCCGCGACGUGUCCUUCUGCUGCGGGGGUCGGGCUUGCCGCUGUCUCGCCAUGGCCGCGUCCGACGCGAGCCGCGUGCGGGAGCUGGAGGAGGAGCUGCGCGCGCUGCGGGCGGGGGCCGGGCCGGGCCCGCGGGCGCGGAUCGAGCGCAUGAGCCCGGAAGUCACCGACUCCAACCCCUACAGUCGCCUGAUGGCAUUAAAACGAAUGGGAAUUGUGAAAGAUUAUGAGAAAAUCCGUACCUUUACAGUAGCAGUAGUAGGUGUUGGUGGAGUUGGCAGUGUCACUGCUGAAAUGCUGACAAGAUGUGGCAUUGGUAAGCUGCUGCUGUUCGAUUACGACAAGGUAGAGUUGGCAAAUAUGAACAGACUCUUCUUUCAGCCGCAUCAAGCUGGACUAAGCAAAGUACAGGCAGCAGAGUAUACUUUGAAGAAUAUUAAUCCUGAUGUGCAAUUUGAAGUACAUAACUACAAUAUUACAACAGUAGACAACUUCCAACAUUUCAUGGAUAGAAUAAGUAACGGUGGGCUAGAAGAAGGGAAACCCGUUGAUCUUGUACUGAGCUGUGUAGAUAACUUUGAAGCUCGCAUGGCAAUUAACACAGCCUGCAAUGAACUUGGACAAAUAUGGAUGGAAUCUGGAGUGAGUGAAAAUGCAGUCUCUGGGCAUAUACAACUCCUCAUCCCUGGUGAAACUGCUUGUUUUGCGUGUGCACCCCCACUUGUCGUUGCUGCAAAUAUCGAUGAGAAAACAUUAAAACGAGAAGGUGUCUGUGCUGCCAGUCUUCCCACCACAAUGGGAGUUGUUGCUGGGAUUCUUGUACAAAAUGUUCUGAAGUAUCUAUUAAAUUUUGGUACUGUGAGUUACUAUCUUGGUUACAAUGCAAUGCAAGAUUUCUUUCCCACUAUGGCAAUGAAGCCAAACCCACAGUGCAGUGACAAAAAUUGCAGGAAACAGCAGGAAAUAUAUAAGAAAAAAGAAGCUCUACAACCAAAACAAGUAGUAAUUGAACAAGAAGAAGAAAUAGUACAUGAAGACAAUGACUGGGGCAUUGAGUUGGUAUCAGAAGUUUCAGAAGAGGAACUGCAAGCUGCUUCUGGUCCAAUCCCCAACCUUCCAGAGGGAAUUACUGUAGCAUAUACCAUACCUAAUAUGGAAGAGAAUGCUGUAGCUGAGGAAACAGUGGCAGAAUCAGAGGAAAGCCUGGAAGAACUCAUGGCCAAAAUGAAGAACAUAUAGAUAAAAGAAAUAUCAAAUUGGAUGUUUUGGACCUUGAGAGAUCAAGAAAUAUUGCAAGAUAUAUUUGAGGAAAUUAAACUCCUAUGAGAACAGUUUUAAAACUUGAA